This is a messenger RNA of Macaca mulatta (Rhesus monkey), 6515 nucleotides long. NCBI's taxonomy places the organism in Eukaryota, Metazoa, Chordata, Mammalia, Primates, Cercopithecidae. The record is from RefSeq and is a predicted model, not a curated record.
CCACUGCGCAAGGCCUAUGAUGUAUUUCUAUAAAGUUACACUAAGUUUGCCUGCCUCUUCUGUCUCCCCUUCUACCUCUUCCGCCUCUGCCAUCCUUGAAACAGCAAGACCAACUCCCCUCUUUCUUCUCAGUCGACUCAAUGUGAAGACAAUGAGGAUGAAGACCUUUAUGAUGAUCCACUUCUACUAAUGAAUAAUUCCAGGAGGCCUUCGUGUAUGGACCUCAAGCGUUGGAGGUAGCAGACUUUUCAGCAGAAGAAUUGUUUGCAUCAAGAAUUUUCCAGAACCAGGAGGGCACGGUGGUACAGGCCUGUAAUCCCAGAACUUUGGGAGGCCGAGAUGGGCAGAUCACUUGAGUUCAGGAGUUUGAGACCAGCCUGGCCAAUAUGGCGAAACCUCAUCUUUACAAAAAUACAAAAAUUACCUGGGUCAACACAGAAUGGGGAAAAUGAGGAAUAGCUAAGUAGACAGAUGUGACACUACUUUGGCGCUAUAUUUGACAAAAACAUCAUGACCUGGUGGUACUUUGCUGAGGCUGUAAUACAAUCAAAAGACAAAACUUGAAAGAAAAGAUGAAAAGGAAUAUGCAUUGAAGCAAAUUGAAGGCACAGGAAUAUCCAUGUCGGCUUGUAGAGAGAUUGCACUUUUGCGGGAAUUGAAGCACCCUAAUGUGAUCGCAUUGCAGAAGGUUUUCCUCUCUCACAGUGACAGGAAGGUGUGGCUGCUGUUUGAUUAUGCAGAGCAUGACUUGUGGCAUAUUAUUAAGUUUCACCGUGCAUCAAAAGCAAAUAAAAAGCCCAUGCAGUUGCCAAGAUCUAUGGUUAAAUCCUUACUUUACCAGAUUCUUGAUGGUAUCCAUUACCUCCAUGCAAACUGGGUGCUUCACAGAGACUUGAAACCAGCAAAUAUCCUAGUAAUGGGAGAAGGUCCUGAGAGGGGGAGAGUCAAAAUAGCUGACAUGGGUUUUGCCAGAUUAUUCAAUUCUCCUCUAAAGCCACUAGCAGAUUUGGAUCCAGUAGUUGUGACAUUUUGGUAUCGGGCUCCAGAACUUUUGCUUGGUGCAAGGCAUUAUACAAAGGCCAUUGAUAUAUGGGCAAUAGGUUGUAUAUUUGCUGAAUUGUUGACUUCAGAACCUAUUUUUCACUGUCGUCAGGAAGAUAUAAAAACAAGCAAUCCAUUUCAUCAUGAUCAACUGGAUCGGAUAUUUAGUGUCAUGGGGUUUCCUGCAGAUAAAGACUGGGAAGAUAUUAGAAAGAUGCCAGAAUAUCCCACACUUCAAAAAGACUUUAGAAGAACAACGUAUGCCAACAGUAGCCUCAUAAAGUACAUGGAGAAACACAAGGUCAAGCCCGACAGCAAAGUGUUCCUCUUGCUUCAGAAACUCCUGACCAUGGAUCCAACCAAGAGAAUUACCUCGGAGCAAGCUCUGCAGGAUCCCUAUUUUCAGGAGGACCCUUUGCCAACAUUAGAUGUAUUUGCCGGCUGCCAGAUUCCAUACCCCAAACGAGAAUUCCUUAAUGAAGAUGAUCCUGAAGAAAAAGGUGACAAGAAUCAGCAACAGCAGCAGAACCAGCAUCAGCAGCCCACAGCCCCUCCACAGCAGGCAGCAGCCCCUCCACAGGCGCCCCCGCCACAGCAGAACAGCACCCAGACCAACGGGACUGCAGGUGGGGCUGGGGCCGGGGUCGGGGGCACCGGAGCAGGGUUGCAGCACAGCCAGGACUCCGGCCUGAACCAGGUGCCCCCAAACAAGAAGCCACGGCUAGGGCCUUCAGGCGCAAACUCAGGCGGACCUGUGAUGCCCUCGGAUUAUCAGCACUCCAGUUCUCGCCUGAAUUACCAAAGCAACGUUCAGGGAUCCUCUCAGUCCCAGAGCACACUUGGCUACUCUUCCUCGUCUCAGCAGAGCUCACAGUACCACCCAUCUCACCAGGCCCACCGGUACUGACAAGCUCCCCUUGGGCCAGCCCAGCCCAGAGCACAGACUCCAGCAAUAUGUCUGCAUUAAAAAGAACCAAAAAGAUGCAAACUAUGAUGCCAUUUAAAACUCACACACGUGGGAGGAAAACCUUAUAUACUGAGCAUUUUGCAGGACUGAUAUCUCUUCUUUAUUGACUUAAAGAAGAUUCUUGUGAAGUUUCCCCAGCACCCCUUCCCUGCAUGUGUUCCAUUGUGACUUCUCUGAUAAAGCGUCUGAUCUAAUCCCAGCACUUCUGUAACCUUCAGCAUUUUUUUGAAGGAUUUCCUGGUGCACCUUUCUCAUGCUGUAGCAAUCACUAUGGUUUAUCUUUUCAAAGCUCUUUUAAUAGGAUUUUAAUGUUUUAGAAACAGGAUUCCAGUGGUGUAUAGUUUUAUACUUCAUGAACUGAUUUAGCAACACAGGUAAAAAUGCACCUUUUAAAGCACUACGUUUUCACAGACAAUAACUGUUCUGCUCAUGGAAGUCUUAAACAGAAACCGUUACUGUCCCAAAGUACUUUACUAUUACGUUCUUAUUUAUCUAGUUUCAGGGAAGGUCUAAUAAAAAGACAAGUGGUGGGACAGAGGAAACCUACAACCAAAAACUGCCUAGAUCUUUGCAGUUACUAUGCUUUAUGCUAUGAAGAACUGAAGUGUGUGGUAAUUUUUAUAUAAUCAUUCAUAUGGAACUUAGUUCCCAGCAUCAUCUUAUUCUGAAUAGCAUUCAGUAAUUGAGAAUUAUAAUUUUAACCUUCAUGUAGCUAAGUCUACCUUAAAAAGGGUUUCAAGAGCUUUGAUGAAAUACAGUCUCGAUGGCCCACACCAAAACGCUGAAGAGAGUAUCAACUGCACUAGGAUUUCUUUAAGGAGUAAUUUUGAUCAAAAGACGUGUUACUUCCCUUUGAAGGAAAAGUUUUUAUUGUGUAUUGUACAUAAAGUCGGCUUCUCUAAAGAACCAUUGGUUUCUUCACAUCUGGGUCUGCGUGAGCAACUUUCUUACUUAUUAUAAUCAAGGGUACUCAAGUAGAAGCCUGCAAAUUAAUCUGCUUUUAAAAUAAAGAGCAGUGUUCUCCAUUCGUAUUUGCAUUAGACAUAGAGUGACUAUUUUUAAAGCAUGUUAAAAAUUUAGGUUUUAUUCAUGUUUAAAGUAUGUAUUAUGUAUGCAUAAUUUUGCUGUUGUUACUGAAACUUAAUUCUAUCAAGAAUCUUUUCAUUGCACUGAAUGAUUUCUUUUGCCCCUAGGAGAAAACUUAAUAAUUGUGCCUAAAAACUAUGGGCAGAUAGUAUAAGACUCUCUACUAGACAACGUGAAUUAUUUGCAUUUCCAUUUUCUAUGAAUUAGUGGCUGAGUUCUUUCUUAGCUGCUUUAAGGAGCCCCUCACUCCCCAGAGUCAAAAGGAAAUGUAAAGACUUAGAGUUCCCAUUGUAAUGUCAGGGGCAAGAAAUUUGUGUUCUUCUGAAUGCUACUAGCAGCACCAGCCUUGUUUUAAAUGUUUUCUUGAGCUAGAAGAAAUAGCUGAUUAUUGUAUAUGCAAAUUAUAUGCAUUUUUAAAAACUAUUCUUUGUGAACUUAUCUACCUGGUUAUGAUACUCUGGGUCCAUACACAAGUAAAAUAAGGUUAGACAGAAGCCAGUAUACAUUUUGCACUAUUGAUGUGAUACUGUAGCCAGCCAGGACCUUACUGAUCUCAGCAUAAUAAUGCUCACUAAUAAUAAUGAAGUCUGCAUAGUGACACUCAUCAAGACUGAAGAUGAAGCAGGUUACAUGCUCCAUUGGAAGGAGUUUCUGACAGUCUCCUGCUGUUUUACCCCUUCCAUUUUUUAAAAUAAGAAAUUAGCAGCCCUCUGCAUAAUGUAGCUGCCUAUAUGCAGUUUUAUCGUGUGCCCUAAAACCUCACUGUCCAGAGCUGUUGGUCAUCAGAUGCUCACUGCACCCUCACUGUGUGCCCAGUGCCCUGCUGGGUGGAGAACACAGAGGACAGGGCAUACUUCUGUCCUUAAGGAGCUUGUGAUCUGUUCUGUGACAGUAAGCCCUCCUGGGAUGUCUGUGCCAUGUGAUUGACUUAUAAGUGAAACUGUCUUAUAAUAUGAAGGUCUUUUUGUUUACUUCUAAACCCACUUGGGUAGUUACUAUCCCCAAAUCUGUUCUGUAAAUAAUAUUAUGGAAGGGUUUCUAUGUCAGUCUACCUUAGAGAAAGCCAGUGAUUAAAUAUCACAAAAGACAUCGAUGUAUCUUUGAAAUGUUCACAUCAGCCUUUUAACAACAAUUGGGUGGUCCUUGUAGGCAGAACAUACUCUCCUAAGUGGUUGUAGGAAAUUGCAAGGAAAAUAGAAGCUCUGUUCCUGCUCUCAAGGGAGAUUACCUUUAAUAAAAGAAGACAAACCCAAAUAGAUAUGUAAACCAAAAUACUAUGCCCCUUAAUACUUUAUAAGCAGCAUUGUUAUAGUUCUUAUGCUUAUACAUUCGCAGAACUACCCUGCUUUCCUUGUGUAUAAUGACUUUUACUGGCAGAACUGAAAUAUAAACUGUAAGGGGAUUUCGUCAGUUGCUCCCAGUAUACAAUAUCCUCCAGGACAUAGCCAGAAAUCUCCAUUCCACACAUGACUGGGUUCCUAUCCCUGCACUGGUACUGGCUCUUUUCUCCUCUUUCCUUGCCUCAGGGUUAGUGCUACCCACUGAUUCCCUUUACCCUUAGGAAUAAUUUUGGAUCAUUUUCUUUCUCUUUAAAGGGGAACAAAGCCUUUUUUUUUUUUGAAACGGAGUGUCACUCUGUCACCCAGGCUGGAGUGCAGUGGUGUGAUCUUGGCUCACUCCAACCUCUGCCUUCCAGGUUCAAGUGAUUCUCCUGCCUUAGUCUCCCGAGUAGCUGGGACUACAGGCAUGCACCAACACGUCUGAGGAAUUUUUGUAUUUUUAGUAGAGACGGGGUUUCACCCUCUUGGUCAGGCUGGUCUUAACUCCUGACCUCAGGUGAUCCACCUGCCUCGGCCUCCCAAAGUGCUGGGAUUACAGGCGUGAGCCACUGCGCCCGGCUGGGAACAAAGCCUUUUUAACACAUGUAAGGGCCCUCAAACCGUGGGACCUCUAAGAAGACCUGUGAAGCUUUUUGAGGGCAAACUUUACCUUUGUGGUCCCCAAAUGACUGCAUUUCUCUUUGAAAUUUAUUAGAUACCGUUAUGUCCCCCAAGGGUGCAGGAGGGGCAGCCCUCAGCCUAUGGGAACACCCAAAAUAGGAGGGAUUACUGACAGGAAGGAAUGAAUCCAAGUGAAGGCUUUCUGCUCUCCAUGUUACAAACCAGUUUCAGAGUUAGCUUUCUGGGGAGGUGUGUGUUUGUGAAAGGAAUUCAAGUGUUGCAGGACAGAGGAGCUCAAGAUAAGGUAGCUUUGGCAGCAGGGCAGGCUGAAACAAUCCUUGUGAUGAAGGAGAUCAUGCAAUGACAUACAAAGACCAAGGAUUUAUGUAUAUUUUUGUAUCUGUGUGGUUUUGAAACUUUAGUACUUAGAAUUUUGGCCUUCUGCACUAUUUUGCUCUUACGAACAUAAUGGACUCUUAAGAAUGGAAAGGGAUGACAUUUACCUAUGUGUGCUGCCUCAUUCCUGGUAAAGCAACUGCUACUUGUUCUCUAUGCCUCUAAAAUGAUGCUGUUUUCUCUGCUAAAGGUAAAAGAAAAGAAAAAAAUAGUUGGAGAAUAAGACAUGCAACUUGAUGUGCUUUUGAGUAAAUUUAUGCAGCAGAAACUAUACAAUGAAGGAAUAAUUAGAUGGAAAUUACAAAUCCAAAACUCUGUGGUGAUGUCUUCCUAGAGAGUAGAGAAAGGCCGUGAAAUGGCAGUUAGACCAACAGAGGCUUGAAGGAUUCAAGUACAAGUAAUAUUUUAUAUAAAACAUAGCAGUUUAGGUCCCCAUAAUCCUCAAGAAUAGUCACAAAUAUCUUAUAACAAAGUUCAUUGUUUUAGGAUUUUUUAAAAAUGUGUUGUACCUAAGGCCAUACUUACUCUUCUAUGCUAUCACUGCAAAGGGGUGAUAUGUAUGUAUUAUAUGAAAAAAAAAAAACCCUUAAUGCACUGUUAUCUCCUAAAUAUUUAGUAAAUUAAUACUAUUUAAUUUUUUUAAAGAUUUGUCUGUGUAGACACUAAAAGUAUUACACAAAAUCUGGACUGAAGGUGUCCUUUUUAACAACAAUUUAAAGUACUUUUUAUAUAUGUUAUGUAGUAUAUCCUUUCUAAACUGCCUAGUUUGUAUAUUCCUAUAAUUCCUAUUUGUGAAGUGUACCUGUUCUUGUCUGUUUUUUCAGUCAUUUUCUGCACGCAUCCCCCUUUAUAUGAUUAUAGAGAUGACUGUAGCUUUUCGUGCUCCACUGCGAGGUUUGUGCUUAGAGCCGCUGCGCCCCAACAAGGCCUGCUCCAUGGAGUGCAGGACGAGCUACUGCUUUGGAGCGAGGGUUUCCUGCUUUUGAGUUGACCUGACUUCCUUUUUGAAAUGACUGUUAAAACUAAAAUAAAUUACAUUGCAUUUAUUUUAUAUUCUUGGUUGAAAUAAAAUUUAAUUGACUUUG